Messenger RNA from Aureobasidium pullulans EXF-150, 1071 nucleotides. RefSeq lists its product as uncharacterized. Lineage: Eukaryota; Fungi; Ascomycota; Dothideomycetes; Dothideales; Saccotheciaceae. The transcript has a single exon. The record is from RefSeq and is a predicted model, not a curated record. The annotation marks the transcript as partial.
UCCGCAAAGGCUAGAAUAGGUGCUCUACAAACUCUAGAGCUCGUGGAACGUGAUUUGGGGCAAUCACUAAGAUUCUGGGCAACAAAGACAGACUUCAAAGUGCUGCGAAGCUUGAAAGCACAUUCCUAUCUGCGGACCUCCGAUUUCCGCUGGCUGGCAGAGAACUGUCAAUUUACGUCUCUGCAAACUCUAGUGAUUCGCCUUGCAGCGGACGACGAUGGAGAGGAGUCUAUCAUCGAGAUGGAAGACGCGGUAACAGACCUUUUGUCAUCCUUACCUCCACUUCGAUAUGUGAAGCUGACGGGCCAAUACACCCAACGCGUUGUCGACACUGUACUGGAUUGUUGCGGUCGGAAUCUACGACAGCUUCUUCUGGGCUCGCCCUGUGACCUCACUCUUGGUGUCUUCGCCUCUAUAUCACUUUCCCACACGAUACGUGAUAAGUGUCCACUCAUAGAGGAGCUUGCUCUGCCUAUGAUGCGAUCCAAGGGUAGUGCGGGCGAGGUCGCUAUAUACCGAAGCUUAGGCAAGAUCACCUCAGUCCGCAAGCUACGUCUCUUCAUAUACUGCUCUCAGCCUUUUCUCUGGGGGGAAGAUCAGCCCAUGAGUCUUGAUUAUCGUUUAGAAAACGGCGAGGAGGAUUUGGCAGAUCAAGUGUAUCAUGCCGCGAUGGAUCUAGCGAUCGACGACACGCUUGCCGCUUCCAUUCUUGAAGCUAUAGUCACCGGUAGAGGAUCGACACCUUCAAGCUUGGAUUCUUUGGACAUACGUGUUCAUGCUCUUAAAGGCCUUGGCUCAUUUGGGUCUGCGUCUGACAUUAUCCAGAUGCUCCAGUACAUCGGACGCUCAUGGACUUGUACACGCAAGUUUGGCGGCAAUUUCAUCCAUCAGUAUCAUGUCGCGGAACAUGACCCAAUGGACAAGUUUCGGAGGGGAAAUAUGGAUAUCUUGGACGAAGAAAUAGAGAUGCUGAUCAAAGAGCCCAUGUUCCGUGUCUGGCCAGAAGGCAGUAGAGAGGGCUGGGAGAAGGUCUGGCACAGCUUCCCCUUGGGAACGCUUGUUUCCGCAUAG